AUGACUCCCAUGACUAAGAUAUUGAAUAUCCGGUUCUCAGGCCGUGAGCUGCUUACCGGUCUACCGGAGUAUCGGAACGGCGGACUCUUGAUCGAUAUGGGGCAGCCAAACGUGGAGGUAGUCCCACUGUUCAGUCCUGAUGAUGAUGUCAUCGUGGAAUGGAGAGCUCUCACCGUUGGCUUCUUGGACCAGUUGCUGGCAGAAGUAAACAACCUCCUGGAACUGAAGGACGGACAACAACUCUGUCUCGCUCAGAUGCUCGAGGCGGGUUCAUGGAAGGGCGGACGAGAGAUUGCCGAAGUCUCCAGGCCGAACACUAAGCAGCCUCCUAUCAUGAUCAUAUCGGACGGUACUGUCUUUUAA
Molecule: messenger RNA, 363 nt
Organism: Trichophyton rubrum CBS 118892
Lineage: Eukaryota; Fungi; Ascomycota; Eurotiomycetes; Onygenales; Arthrodermataceae
Exons: 3
Coding region: 1-363 (120 amino acids)
Source: RefSeq, a predicted model, not a curated record